Capsicum annuum is the source of this 1310-nucleotide messenger RNA. RefSeq lists its product as uncharacterized. The record is from RefSeq and is a predicted model, not a curated record. Bases 243 to 782 code for a protein of 179 amino acids. Lineage: Eukaryota; Viridiplantae; Streptophyta; Magnoliopsida; Solanales; Solanaceae. The transcript has a single exon.
UUGGCCGUAGCAAAGCCAUCUAGUUUCAAACUAAGUCAUAAUAAUUCAUAUGACAAAGUUAAUUCUUGUCCACAUGUGCACAUUUCCCAAACCCUAUCAUCAUUCAUUUUACUAUAAAAAAACUCUAAAUAUUAUUCAUCAACUUCUAAAAACAAAACUAGACUUUAUCAACUCUUCAACCACAAAAAAAAAAAAAAAAAAAAAAGAACUUCAUUUCUUUCUUUGAAUCAAGUCAUUUCACUAUGAAGAACAAUCUUUAUAGGAAAAACACAAUUCAUCCAAUGACAUCAUCUUUAGUAUUACAAGACCAACUUUCUUUGUUAUUACCAACUACAAUCUUGACACUAACAACAUCUUUAUCUCAAGAAGACAAACAAAUAUUGUCAUACUUAAUCUCUUGUUCUUCUACCAACUUCUCCAACAACCUAGGAAACUGUGCCACUCAUAACAACAACAACAACAACAACAAAAGUUGUUAUUGUUUCAAUUGUUAUAUGAGUUAUUGGGUGAAAUGGGAUUCAUCUCCUAAUAAUCAACUUAUUCAUGAGAUUAUUGAUGCUUUUGAAGAUAUGGUUUUGAAGAAGAGAAAAGGUAAAAACAAGAAACAAAAGAAGAAUAAGAAUAGAAGUACUUGUGAUGUUAGAAAAAAAUAUGAAUAUUUGGAGGAAAAUUCAACAAGCCAUGAUGGUGAUAGAGAAGAAGAAUUUGGAAAGGGUAAAGGCUCUAUUAGAAAAUUUGUAAGUUUUAUUGGUGAAAGUUUUUGGAAUGUUUGGCAUGUUUGAAAAAAAAAAAUAUUAAGGUAAUUUUGGAGAAGCUUAGGUUGGUUUUGUUAGCAGGUGUUCGGUAGUCGUACUGGAAUUCGAUGAAAUAUGAAGUGUCAUAAUGGGGUAAGAGCAUCUUAUGAAGGAGAUUUCGUAUUCCUCUGAUCAAGGAUGAAGGAACAGUUAUCAUUCCACCGCUGUCCUUGUCGAUGGUAUUGUUCAUUUUCUUUUUUAUGUUUUUUAUCUGGUGUUUGGUACUUGUAUUGGGGCUCGAUGAAGUCUGAAUUAGUGUCAGUUGGGGGCAAGCGCUUCCUAAUAAAGGAGACUUCGUACUCAAAGCUCGUAUUUGAAACAUCUAAUUAAGGAUAAAGGAGUAGCUAUCAUUUCAUCAGCGGGGGCGGAGCCACCUCUAGCUUAUACUAUUUAUUUUUAUGUAUAUAGAGUUGACGUUGAAACUUCUUCAAUUAGUUCGUAUAUUUACUUCUAAACCCCUUCGGCUAAUUCAUAUGUUUGCUUUUGAACCUCUUCAACUAGUUCGUAUGUUUAUUG